Molecule: messenger RNA, 621 nt
Organism: Trichoderma virens Gv29-8
Lineage: Eukaryota; Fungi; Ascomycota; Sordariomycetes; Hypocreales; Hypocreaceae
Exons: 1
Coding region: 1-621 (206 amino acids)
Source: RefSeq, a predicted model, not a curated record
AUGACUGAAAGUAUCUAUCGAGGUCGUUUAACGCGAGAGAAUGCAGUCCUGCUCAUUGUGGAUCAUCAAGUGGGCCUUUACACUGGUGUUCGCGAUAUUGAUACCCUAGAGCUUAAGCACAACAUACUGGGCUUGACAAAGGCUGCUGUAGCUCUCAGAGUUCCCGUGAUUGUAACUACGACGACCGAGAGCAUGUGGGGGCCCUUGAUCCCUGAGCUACAAGAAGUGUUACCUGGCAUUGAACGAAUUGAGCGCACAACUGUCAAUGCUUGGGACGAUCAGCGUGUCGUCGCGGCCGUAAAGGCUACGGGGCGAAAGAACUUAAUUGCUACCGGGAUUUCGACUGACGUAUGCUUGGCAUUCCCAGCAAUGGCUGCUCUUUCAGACAACUAUACGACUUAUGCUGUUGUAGACGCAUCCGGUAGCUUUUCGAAGCGACAAGCCGAGAUGGGUGUCCUCCGCAUGACUCAAGCUGGUGUCAUUCCUGUUUGUUAUUCCAAUGUUGCUGUUGAAAUCUUGGCAGAUAAUGCUUCUUCAGAAUCAGCCGAGGUUUAUGCCGCCUUAGGUAUGCCAUUUUCUGGUCUUGUAUAUGGCUUACAGCAGUACUUCUCGCACAAAUAG